AUGCAACCAUUGACAAGAGACAGUGUUGCCAUUAACAAGUUACAGUACUGUAUUGACAAGUCACAAUGCUCCAUUAACAAGUCACCGGAUAAACCAUUGACAAGGGAUAAUGUUGUCAUUGACAAGCCACAACGCCUUCUCUCCACCACUUCCAUGUCCAUUACCCAAUCCCCUCUUAUCCCAACCAUCCUCCUCGCUCGCAGAUCUAUCAACCCACCUUCUCUAGCAUUGUGCUUGCUUGCUCUGGUUUGUUUCACGAUCUUCCAAUGCCACAUCAAUCGGUUCGGCAACUCAGGCUUCAACUUCAGUGGCCGACCACACAUAGAGAUGGCCCCACUAUUUCCUGAUUGUGACUAUGAGCACUGGCUCAUUGUCAUGGACAAGCCAGGGGGAGAGGGUACUACCAAACAACGGAUGAUUGAUUGUUAUCUACAAACUAUUGCUAAGAUUGUCGGAAUUGAAGAGGAAGCUAAGAAGAGGAUUUAUAAUGUUUCUUGUGAGAGGUACUUCGGAUUCGGGUGUGAGAUAGACGAGGAGACAUCUUUUAAGCUAGAAGGGUUGCUCGGCAUACUAUUUGUCCUCCCAAGAGACUAA
Molecule: messenger RNA, 594 nt
Organism: Neltuma alba
Lineage: Eukaryota; Viridiplantae; Streptophyta; Magnoliopsida; Fabales; Fabaceae
Product: multiple organellar RNA editing factor 2, chloroplastic-like
Exons: 4
Coding region: 1-594 (197 amino acids)
Biological process (GO): cytidine to uridine editing; mitochondrial mRNA modification
Cellular component (GO): mitochondrion
Source: RefSeq, a predicted model, not a curated record